This is a messenger RNA of Chenopodium quinoa (quinoa), 3438 nucleotides long. RefSeq lists its product as uncharacterized. Gene Ontology annotation, cellular component: nucleus. Bases 239 to 3124 code for a protein of 961 amino acids. Gene Ontology annotation, molecular function: zinc ion binding. The record is from RefSeq and is a predicted model, not a curated record. Lineage: Eukaryota; Viridiplantae; Streptophyta; Magnoliopsida; Caryophyllales; Amaranthaceae. The transcript is spliced from 8 exons.
ACUUCUCACUCUCUUUCAGUCACAAUUAUAGCGUAAAACAAAGCGGAGGUCCUCCACCUUGAUUGUCAAAAUCUUCACUCAAAUUCAUGAAAACCCCAAAAUUCAGAAAUCUCUCUUCUUCAUCAACAACAAGAUCUAAAACCUCAGCCUUUCCUUCAUCUCUCUCGAUCUAAAACCCCUUUCAGCUCGCAAGAUCUGAAAACCUAAACUCUUCCUGACGCGCGUGCCAGUUGCGGGGAUGAGUGGACGCCGCCCUGCUCAGCCCGCUAGUCGCGCCAUCAGUGGCCCUUCUGCUAAUUCUGCAGGAGCAUCAUCACCUACUGUUCCUCCAAACUUUGGUGGAGCAGAUUGGUCUGGUCAUGGCCCGGGCUCUAAGACAGGUUCUCUAUCAGGGAUUGCUACACAACCGCCUCGGACUUCAUUGAGCACGAGCGCUGGUGGCUCUGCACUUGGAUCAUCACAGCCUUCAUGCAGACCUUGGGAAAGAGGAGACCUACUCAGGCGACUUGCCACAUUUAAUCCAGGGAAUUGGUUUGGGAAACCAAAGGCUGCUAGUUCAUUAGCUUGUGCCCGUAGAGGAUGGGUAAAUAUUGGUAUUGAUAAGAUUGAAUGUGAGACGUGUGGUGCAAGCCUUAAAUAUGUUACGACUGCUGGCUGGAUGUCUUCUGAAGCUGAUGGUGCAGCUGAAGAGUUUUCCAAACAUCUUGAUUCAGGACACAAGGGAACCUGCCCUUGGAGAGGAAAUAUCUGUCCAGAGAGCCUGGUGCAGUUUCCUCCAACUCCUCCAUCAGCUCUGAUCGGAGGAUACAAAGAUCGGUGUGAUGGGCUCUUGCAGUUUGCUGCACUACCAGUGGUAGCUGCUUCUGCAAUUGAGCAGAUGCGCAUUUCCCAUGGGCCACAAAUUGAUCGGUUUCUUGCUAACUUCGUUAACUUUUUGAUCGGGGAGCCAAGCAUUAAGUCAGAAAAUUUCUCAGGGAUGGAUCCCUCUAAAGAAGAGGCGUUCUCUUUAUAUUGUCGUGCACAAAAGCUGAUAGCCUUAUGUGGAUGGGAACCUAGAUGGCUUCCAGAUAUCCAGGAUUGUGAAGACCAUUCUGCUCAAUCUGCUAGAAAUGGGUAUUCUGUAGGACUGUCUAUGAAAUGUGGUCAUCCUAAUGAUCCUGGUCCUAGCAAGAAAGCUUUCUCAAGUACAGCCAAAAAAGAUUCUGGCAAGAAUGAAGUUAUGGGUCCUGAAUCUAAAUGCGAGUCUAGGUCACCGUUGCUGGAUUGCAGCCUAUGUGGUGCUACUGUGAGAAUCUGGAACUUCAUUACUAUUUCUCGCCCUGUUUGUGUACUGCCCAAUGGCAUUGAGAUCCCUGAGACAAGUAAAAAGAUGGUUUUAACUCGCGGUGUGAGUGCAGCCAGUGGAAUCAGUGGAUGGGUGGAUGGUGAUGGCAUGGAGAAAGAGCAGGCCGAAUACCAUGAUGAAGCUGCUACUAUAGUUGAGGGAAAGCUCACGUCAAAUGCAGCUGUUGAUUUAAAUCUAACUAUGGCUGGUGGCUUGUUAUCAGGAAAUGCUCAUGCGCCUGAAAUCUCUCAGCAAUAUCGUGAUGUCGACUUAGGGAAAGAUCUAAUGAUUGGACAACCUUCUAACAGCGAGGUUGGUGAUCGUGCUGCUUCCUAUGAAUCGCGAGGACCAAGUACUCGUAAACGAAGCUUGGAUGAGGGUGGAAGCACGGUAGACAGGCCAAUUUUGAGGAUGCAACAGGCUGAUAGUGUUGAGGGAUCAGUUAUUGACCGUGAUGUUGAUGAAGUUGAUGAUGGUAAGCAGUAUCUUGCUGAGCCCUCAAAGCGUGCUCGUGAGUCUGAUGUUAUUGAAAGGUGUGGGUCUUCAUUUCGGAGAGAUUCAUCUGGUGCAGGCCCUAGCAACUCGCAAGGCAUUGAUAUUGAAGUAGAUGAAAGAAGAAUAGAUGUAUUACAAGGAAAUGACGAAGUUCACCGCUUUCCUGCUACUAGAGAUUCAACACAUGCAUCCUCUGUUAUAGCAAUGGAUACUAUUUGUCACAGUGCAGAUGAUGAUUCUAUGGAAAGUGUUGAAAAUCAUCCUGGAGAUGUUGAUGAUAUUAAUUUUCCUUCAGUGGCCAUGGAUAAGAAUGCUGAUACGAUUGACACUUCAGACCUAAAUUAUAGUAAUCAGGCACAACAAAGUGCCUGUUUUCAACCAGCAGCUGUUCAGGCUGGUGGAGAAAUUGGUGUAAGUAGCACAAAUGAUGACGACGAAGUACUGAACACAGAUACAAUUACUGCGCCAGCUAGGGAUGGCCCUAGUAUAGGUGUAAGUGGUGGAAGUGUUGGGAUGGGUGCAAGUCACGAAGCUGAGAUUCAUGGGACUGAUGUUUUUGCAAAUAGGUCUGACAGUGGUGUUGGUGAUGUGGAGCUUAUAGCUGAGGUUGUUGAAAAUCAGGGACAGACCGGUGAGUUUGCCCCUGAACGUAGAUCCAGAGAUGGUUUUAUUGAGGUGAUGAAUAAAGAGGAUCCUCAUGGAGAUAGUCAAGACGUUGUAUCACGCUCAAUGGGUAGGGCAGAUAGUGGGUCGAAAGUUGUUGGUUCAAGGAAAGCGGAAUCUGUAGAAAGUGGCGAGAAGAAUAGUGAGAUGCAAGUAUUAGCCCAGGAACCUAGUGUUCAUCCUUCUCUAUCUUGCAAUGCUAUUAUGUAUUCAGGCAUUGAGGCGUCCAAGGAAGAAGUAUCUCAAGGAGGUAAGCAGUCACCUGCUGACGAGGGUGCAUAUCCAGAGUCAGAUUAUAUGACGACCAAUGGGACAGGUCCUCCAAAUGGAGCUAGUAACUUUGAAGGUGCUGAAUUUGAUCCAAUUAAGCAUCACAAUAGUUUCUGUCCUUGGGUGAAUGGAAAUGUUGCUGCAGCUGGUUGCAGCACUGUUGCCAGUUCCUCGGCUGGUGUUGUAGCUCUCUGUGGCUGGCAGCUUACCCUUGAUGCUCUGGACGCUUUUCAAUCCCUGGGGCAUAUUCCAGUUCAAGCUGUGGAAUCCGAGUCUGCAGCAUCACUGUAUAAGGAUGAUCACCUAACUUCUAGCCAUAAACUUGUAGCACACAAUUCCUUCAGCAAAAGCCGCGGGCAAAGUGGAACUUGAAUCAUAAGCACAGCAUGAGUUAUGCUUAUGCAGCGCUGCAGAUUGAUGCCCUAUGCUAUAUCCUGGAUGAUGCUGCUGUGAUAUGGAAGAUUCUCACAGGUAGCAGAGUAACCUUUAUGUAAUUUUCUGUUAUUAUUCCCUUAUUGGAGGGUUUUAUGGUUAUAGUUUAUUUACAGAGAUUGGCAAUAAAUAUAUACACUAAGGUAUACAGGAGUUUUUUCAGUUACUCUUGUUUGAUUGAUUGAAAAAAUUAUGUAGCACUAAUAUUGCAAUAACUUAUUUCUGGCCGGAUAUAUAGGUUUAAUUAAUGAUCA